This is a messenger RNA of Salarias fasciatus (jewelled blenny), 1716 nucleotides long. It is a transcript of the gene adprs, whose product is annotated as ADP-ribosylserine hydrolase. The record is from RefSeq and is a predicted model, not a curated record. The transcript is spliced from 6 exons. Gene Ontology annotation, cellular component: nucleus; mitochondrion. NCBI's taxonomy places the organism in Eukaryota, Metazoa, Chordata, Actinopteri, Blenniiformes, Blenniidae. Bases 153 to 1322 code for a protein of 389 amino acids.
GAGGGGCUCCAGGAAGUGGCUCAGGGGCGGAGUGCGGCCGCAGGUUGUUGUCAUUGUCACCACAUCUGUCACCUGCUCCUUUUCUGCACUCCUCCAGCUGUCUGAUCGCCCGGGUCAGAGGAUCAGGAGACACAUUUCUCGCCGCGGGCUGAAUGGCAGUGACGGCGGCCAGGGCGGCUGCAGCGGGGGGCCCGGCGUCUUUGUCCCGGUUCAGGGGAGCGCUGGUGGCCGCGGUGCUGGGGGACUGCGUCGGCGGGGAGUUUGAAGGAGCGGAGGAGGUGCCCAUGGAGAGUGUGCUGCAGCACCUGAGCAGCCUGGACGACGAGACGAAAGGAAACGGUGUCCUGGACUACAGUGAUGAUACAGCGAUGGCAAGAUGUGUGGUUCAGUCUCUCCUCACCCGGGCUGGUUUUGAUGAGCAGGACAUGGCCCGCAGGUUUGCCAAGGAGUACAGUGCAUCACCAGGUCGUGGUUAUGGCUCUGGAGUGAUCCAGGUGUUGAAAAAACUCUCGUCCCCUCAGCUCAGUGACGUCUAUAAGCCAGCCAGGGAGCAGUUUAACGGCCGAGGCUCAUUUGGGAAUGGAGGGGCCAUGAGGGCGUCGCCCUUUUCUCUGGCGUUUCCUGAUCUGAGUGACGUCAAAAAGUUUGCCCGUCUGGGAGCCAUGCUGACGCACUCCUGCUCUUUGGGAUACAACGGUGCAAUUUUGCAGGCGCUUGCUGUGCACCUGUCCCUGCAAGGAGCAUUAGAUCUGCCCGAGAAGUUCAUCAGCACGCUCAUCACAGAGAUGGAAGAAGUCGAGGCCGACAAGGAGUCACUCAACGACGCCCGGAUCCUAAAAGAAGCAGAUAAGCCGUUCUGUGAGCGUCUUCACAGAGUCAGAGACCUGAUAAACAGGAGCAAAGUCAGCAUUGAGGAAGUCAUCUCUGAACUGGGUAACGGCAUCGCUGCGCUCCACUCCGUCCCCACUGCCAUAUUCUGCGUCCUCCACUGCCUGCAGCCGCGGGACUGCCUUCCGAAGAACUACGACGGCCUGAAGAGGACGAUAGCAUACUGCCUGGCUCUGGGAGGAGACACGGACACCAUAGCCUGCAUGGCCGGGGCGAUCGCCGGCGCCCACUACGGCAUCGAGGCCGUUCCUCAGUCCUGGAUGAGGUGUUGCGAGGGGGCGGAGGACGCAUACGUGAACGCCGAGUGGCUUCACAAGCUGUACCAUCAGUCAUCAGAAGGGGGCAGGAGCGAGAUGGGAGAGCAAAGCUGUGGAGGAUCAGGAUAUGAGUCGAAUGCAUCUAAUGGCACAGAGAAAAAGACUGGAUCAGAGUGAAGCCCCUGCUGGAUUUUGAUAGGACUCCUCUUUCACCCACACACAAAUGCAGACACACAAUAUUUUGGAGCCAGUUUUUUCAUUAAGACCAUUAAUUGUACAGUCAAAAUAUUUUCAAAUUAAGCAAAGAAAAACAAAAUGCCGCAUUCUUAUUGAGAAUGGGAGUCUUAUACAUGAUACAGUCGAGCUCCAGUCAAAGAGCAGUUUGAUCUGAAUAUGCACAAACUGUUGGUUAUAUAUUCUCUUUCCCUCCUCCUUGCCCUGUUUUGUGUUUAACAAUCAUUUGUCUUGUGAAACUUGCACUAUGAAAUGGCCCUGUCGUCUCAUAUUCUCGUUUGUCCAGGUAGGUGGUUCCCUGUAUUGUUUUACCUAUUCGGUGGGAAAAAAAACUAUU